GUGCGAUUAUGUUUUUUAUUUAAUCAUUUUAUUAUUUCGCCGACUGGCAAGACAUAACAAUAAAUUAAUCCACUAUUCUCAGAGUGGAAGGAUGAUUGCUUGCCAAUACACUCUUAUAAUGAUUUUAACAAUGAAUUGAACAUUUAUUAAAUAGAAUCAUAUAAUCAAAAUCAAGAUAUUAUACAAUAGUAGAAGGAACACAGUGAUAAACUGCCUCUAAUGGCUAAACUUGCAUCAAGAAUUUUAGCGAUACCUGCAAGUGAGAGGUCUUUCAGCACAUCAGGAAGAGUUAUUGAAGAAAGAACUCGACUCAAAGGUGAUACUGUAGACUCCCUUUUGUUUUUAGAUGAUUUUUACAAAAAGAAAAUGUAA
Molecule: messenger RNA, 372 nt
Organism: Cinara cedri
Lineage: Eukaryota; Metazoa; Arthropoda; Insecta; Hemiptera; Aphididae
Source: the annotation of a GenBank genome assembly